CUGCAGCGUCUGUUAUAUUCAAUGAAUACCUAUACCACUGAGACGUUGUAUAGCUGAAGCCGGAGCUCUGCCACCAGUCUUACCUCCAAAACAAACUAUACAUAUUUGGUUGUGAUUGGGUUUACCACAGGGUUUUUUCUCUCUUGGUUUUCUCCAGAGAGAUUGGCUGGCUCCUCUAUAAAUAUUUGGUGCGAGGCGACAGCCGCAUCAGUGCAGUUUGAAACUUCCGCGGACUUUAUCAGUACCCAGAGACCCAGCGAGCUCAUGGCGUUACCGAUAAACCUCUGUCGGAUGCUGGUUCUAAGCACCUGCUUCGUACUUACGGUCAGAGCUGAAUGUGAUAAAGACUGUGAGCACUGCACCUACCACAUGCAGGGUCGACAAACAGAGAUAAACACUAUUACAUGUACAUUAGAAUGUGAAGGAAAGUUGGCCCCUAAAAGGUCGUGGGAUCUCUGCAAGGCUGUAUUGCUAGGGGAAAAGCCUAACAGUUUGGCAGAGGAAGACCAAAGUGUCACUGAGAGCAUCAAGCAGGAAAACGAUGAACAUCAACUGGCCAAGAAGUAUGGCGGCUUUAUGAAACGCUACGGUGGCUUCAUGAAGAAAACUGCUGAGCUCUACAACGUCGAAACGGAUGACCAAGACCACGGCAGAGAAAUUCUCGCAAAGAGAUAUGGCGGAUUCAUGAAGAAAGACGGAGAGCACGGAGUGGACACACUUGCCGUUUUAAACGAUAUCCUGACCUCAGAGGGCGGUAAAGGAGGCCAAACAGACUGGGAUGGAGAGAUCCUGAAACGAUAUGGAGGGUUUAUGAGAAGUAUUAAAAGAAGCUCAGAUCUGGAAGACGGUAUCAAAGAGCUGCAGAAAAGGUAUGGAGGAUUCAUGAGGAGGGUGGGCAGACCGGAAUGGAAGGAAGAUCUAAAAAGGUAUGGCGGGUUUUUCAGGCGGUCCUGGGAGGAAGACGGGGAAAGUAACUCCGAAAACAUGCCGGACACGGAGAAGAGAUAUGGGGGAUUUAUGGAUUAUUAGUUUCCAAAUUAAAAGACUUUAAAAAUCAUCUUUUCAUGUCCCACUGUCUUGCUUGCAAUGUACAGUUUUUUAACUGUCUGAGCUAAAGAUUACCUAUAAGUAUUCUUCCUCUUCCAUUCAACCUUACAAGCUUUUCAGUACGUAUUUAGAGAUGUAUGUUUAUUUCAGUGAGUGCAGUUCGGGUGUCGUCCACUCUGUACCAUACAAGAUAUUUUUACUGAGCAGAACCCUUUUCUUGCUACAGUCAGCAAAAUUAAGAGAAAGCAUUACACUGUACUCUACUCUCUCUCUCUCUUUCUCUCUCUCUCUCUCUCUCUCUAUCCCUCUCUCUCUCUCUCUCUCUCUCGCUCUCUCUCUCUCUCUGAGUAGUCGUGAAUGGUAUUGAGACACUUUAAUGAAAUUCAGUGCCUGACAUAAAAUGGAGUAGACGUGUAAGGCAGUGAUUUUAGGCUAAGGCUAUUAUGGGGAGACAUAACUUCUUCCGUGCUUAAUCAUACAUGUUAAAAUAAAUGAUUCCGUUCUUUUUAAUGCUACUGAAAAUACUAUGUGAUGUCUUGCACUUUUGAGCUCAAAAAGCAAUUUGCUGGCCAGGAAAAGGGUUUGAAAUAUGUUGUUUACUGAUUAGUUGAUAUUUCCCUGUGUAUGUAGUUAUUAAGGCUUUGACUCAUUUUUUUUUUUCAAAUGUUCUAUAUUUUUUCAUUUUAGUGAAAGCUGUAUCUCCUAUUGCUUAGCUUAUGACAAUAAAUUCAUCAAACUGCAGAAA
This is a messenger RNA of Anguilla rostrata (American eel), 1792 nucleotides long. It is a transcript of the gene penkb, whose product is annotated as proenkephalin b. The coding region runs from base 265 to 1029 and encodes 254 amino acids. The record is from RefSeq and is a predicted model, not a curated record. The transcript has 3 exons. Gene Ontology annotation, biological process: chemical synaptic transmission; sensory perception; neuropeptide signaling pathway. Gene Ontology annotation, molecular function: opioid receptor binding. Gene Ontology annotation, cellular component: plasma membrane; neuronal cell body; dendrite. Lineage: Eukaryota; Metazoa; Chordata; Actinopteri; Anguilliformes; Anguillidae.